UACGGGGCAAGCCCAGGAGAGAGGACAGAGGCCUUCGUGGGGCCCUGCUGACUCACAUUUAGCAGUCACCCUGCAGUCUGGUGCCAGAACGCCAACUUGCUCACUUCCAGCGAGCACCAGGACUGCCAAGGAUGCAGAAGGCUCUGAGUGGGCACGUCCUCUCCCUGGGAGCAUCUACACAGGAAGCCAGGUCAUACCGAGAUGAGCUGGAGGAGUCCAAGCCGGACACAGGGCCACUGAUGAGGUUGGGGCCAGGGGGAGUUGGGCUCUGCCCAUUUCCACCCUUAGUGCCAACCUGCCCAGGAAACAGUUGGUCCCCAAGGGUUUGGGGGGACACUACCAACGUGGCCUCUGAGUCAGAUCUGCUGGCUGACCUGGGGACUGCCACUCUUCCUGUGUGUGAAGACUUGGCUUCCAGGAAGGGCUUGCUGGACAAACAGCCCUAUUUCCUUAAGGGUCACAAGCAAGACCUGCUACCACAUGGCUGGAGUGGGGCAUGUGAGGACUGUGGAGAUGAAUUCUGCCUUGGGAUAAGGCACAUGCCAUCAAGCCAACAUUUUCCAAGUACCUCUGGGAGGCAGAUCCUGUCUUGACACCACCAAGUUCCCUGCCAGCCCUACUCACUUGGGCCCGAAGCACAUGCAGAGGCUGGCGAGGUAGCCGUUGGAGAAGGCAAAGGCGGCCAUGAAGAAGAUGAACCAGGCAUCGUGCUCGAAGACCACAGUCAGGUAGUGGCGAGGCUUGAUGUUGCACAGCAGUAGCAGCGGCACAAACACCAGCCGGGCCAGCACCAGGCUUGGCAGCCAGCGGCUGUCCUUCCCAGGCUGUGGGCACCAGGCAGGGCCUCAGCCCAGGCCACCACCCCAGGGCACAGCCAGGACCCCAAGGAUCCAUCUGGGGCCUCUCAGGACCUGAACUGAAACCUCAAAGCCUGGUUCGCCUUAGGGGGUUACUCUUGAAAGGGGCACGGUGGAGCCCUCUGGAAUGCUGGAAAUAUUCUAUAUCUCCAUCUGGGCAGGUAUGCAUAUAUAUAUAUA
Molecule: messenger RNA, 1037 nt
Organism: Piliocolobus tephrosceles (Ugandan red Colobus)
Lineage: Eukaryota; Metazoa; Chordata; Mammalia; Primates; Cercopithecidae
Exons: 3
Coding region: 132-593 (153 amino acids)
Source: RefSeq, a predicted model, not a curated record